This is a messenger RNA of Penicillium longicatenatum, 966 nucleotides long. RefSeq lists its product as uncharacterized. The coding region runs from base 1 to 966 and encodes 321 amino acids. Lineage: Eukaryota; Fungi; Ascomycota; Eurotiomycetes; Eurotiales; Aspergillaceae. The record is from RefSeq and is a predicted model, not a curated record. The transcript has 2 exons.
AUGGCGUCUUUUGCUACGGCCUUCGUGAACCCCUAUAAUUACAUCGGUGGCGUUUGCUUUAAUCCUGACAAGGACAUACUGGAUUUAACUGGAAAAGUUGUACUAGUUACUGGUGGAAAUGCUGGUUUGGGCAAGGAGACCGUUCUCCAACUAGCCAAACAUAACCCGGAGAAGAUUUUCCUCGGUGCUCGCACAGAAAUCAAAGCUACAGAUGCUAUCAGGGAAAUCAAAUCGUCUGUGUCGAAUGAUGUCGAGAUUACUUGGAUUCCAUUGGACUUGACAUCCACCGAUUCAAUCCGAAAAGCCGCCGAGUCUUUCAUUGCUCAAUCCCAACGACUGGAUAUCUUAAUCCUUAAUGCAGGCGUCAUGUCCCUGCCCCCAGGCGAGACAGACCUAGGCCAUGAGAUUCAACUUGGAACAAACCACACCGGUCACUUCCUCUUGACCAAGCUUCUGCUUCCAACACUCCUGAAAACAGCAGAGGAGCCCCACUCCGACGUCCGCGUUGUGUCUCUUUCUUCGGUAGGACACAACCUCGCCCCAAGCUUUAGUACAAUGCUCGACCAGGAAAAGCUCAAGAAGGUCAAUACCAAUGCUCGGUAUGGAGCAUCGAAAGCUGCCAACAUCCUUUUUGCUGCUGAACUCAGCCGGCGACAUCCAUCCAUCACCUCUGUCUCGGUACAUCCAGGAGUUAUUCUGACGGAUCUGUAUUCGUCAAUUGGCUCACGUACGCCUCUAUUCUCGUUAGGCUCCAAGACAUUGCAACUUAUGGGGUCGACGGUUCAGCAGGGAGCAUACAAUUCGCUGUGGGCGGCUGCGGGGGCAAAGAAGAAGGACCUUGUAAAUGGUGGCUAUUAUGUCCCCGUUGGAAACCUGAAGCGCGAUAAUAAAUUUGCACGUAGUGUUGAUAUGGGAAGACAAUUAUGGGAAUGGACGGAGGCUGAGUUGAGGAAAGCAAACCUGUAA